AUGGAUGGCUCGGGCGAAGAAGGUCUGAGCCCGCCAGCCGUCCAGGUGGACGAAUGCCAAGAGAAGGAAUGCCAAGACGAGUUCAUGGAGCCGGAGCGCGUGGCGCGGUGGAUGGCCCAGCUGCAGGUGCUAGACCCAGAGCAGCUGAGAGCCGUCACGGCGGGAAAAGCGAUGCAGGCCUUGGCCUGGCCCUACACGAAGGAGUGUGGUUACCGCGACAGCUUUGUCACAACGAAGCAGGUUGGGGACUUUUGGUCUCACAGUUGGAGGACACCAACGUGGAAGAAAGCGUGGUUGCUGCUUUGCCGCUAUAACGGCAUGCCUGCCACCAUUCUGGCCACCUUGGGCGCGUCGGUGCUGUGUACCCUUGGGUGCCUGGACAUGAUUCCCGGGUACACGAAACAACCUUGGAGUGGACCUCCAAUCAAAAUCGCGCCCUGGUGCCUGCUGACAGGGACACUGCUCUUUUAUCUCGUGGCCUACUUGUGGCAAUCGCGGCAGACGGUCUGGAUGGACUUGAUGUGUAUUCAUCAAACCGACGGGCAACUGAAGCAGCGUGGUUUGUUGAGCCUUGGGGCCAACAUCAAGAAUGCCAAGGGCAUGCUCAUCCUGUGGGAUGAGACCUGGGUCGAGAGGCUUUGGUGCAUUUUCGAGCUUGCCGCCUUCUUGAAGAGCCAUGAGGCGGCGAAGCAGCAGGUCGCAAUUCUGCCCGCUUUUACGAGCACCUUCUGGUUGGCCCAGUUCGGUCUCGCCUUUCUGGUGAUGAUGUGCAAUAUCGCGCUCCCCUUCGACCAUGUGCUUGUGGUCAUCUUGGCACUGGUUGGCAUGGCAACCGUUGCCUGCUUGCUUGAGAUCUUGAUCUUCGACUUCUACGCUCAUUUGGAUACUCUGGAUGCUCGCUUGAGGAACUUUUCCAUGGAUCAUGCAAGCUGCACCUGCUGCACCAUGAAUCACAAGGAUGAUGACGGUCAGAACUUGUCUUGCGAUAGAGACGUUCUAGUCCUGUGCAUGCGCCUCUGGUUUGGCUCAGAGGAUGCUUGCGCAAACCACAUCUCCACGACUGUGGCUGACGCGGUGAGAGAUGAAUUGGUGAAGUUUCCUUGGCCCUACCGCUCGAUGCUGGCAUGUGGGGUUCCACUUGUUUGGGCUUACAUGGAUCACCUUGCGGCACGGAUCCGAGAGGAGCGAUGGCAAGAGGCCGGCGCUGUGCUCAUCGACUUUGCGUCAUGGUACUUGAAUACCCUGCCGGCAAUUGCUACCUUCACCAUUGUUUUAGUGCGCAAAGCGCGUGCAUUGUCCACCAGCAAGCCACUGCGCUGGCUUUGCCGUAUGGCAAAUGUUGUGCUUCACCUGUUCUUUUUGUCCGCCGAGCGGCUCUGCAGUGCCUGGAUUCCGGAGAGGCUGCAGAACGAGGCGCUUUUCUUCGCAAUCUCCUUGAUACCGGCGCUUGUUGCCUGGAGGAUGCGAGUCGUUUCAGGCAGACAGCCGAUCCCUCGGAUCUAA
Effrenium voratum is the source of this 1503-nucleotide messenger RNA. NCBI's taxonomy places the organism in Eukaryota, Dinophyceae, Suessiales, Symbiodiniaceae. The record is from the annotation of a GenBank genome assembly.